AUGGCGAACAACGGUGUGCUCCCCGAUGAGCCUCACAAGUCCUUUGAUACUAUUCUGACAUUGGAUUUUGGUUCCCAAUACACUCACCUCAUUACACGACGCUUGCGUGAACUCAAUGUCUACUCUGAGAUGCUACCGUGCACUCAGAAGAUAGAAGAUCUUUCCUGGAAACCAAAAGGCAUUAUCUUGUCCGGUGGUCCCUAUUCUGUCUACGACGAUGAUGCACCGCACGUCGACCCAGCCAUAUUCGAACUAGGAGUCCCUAUACUUGGAAUAUGUUAUGGUUUACAGGAGAUAGCAUGGCAUAACGGCAAGAAUGUGGUUGCAGGAACAGAGAGAGAAUUUGGCCAUUCCGAAUUGAAAGCAAAGAGGUUCGACGGUCACGUAGACUUGUUAUUUAAGGAUUUGGAGGAUGAUCUCAAGGUCUGGAUGUCUCACGGCGACAAGCUGGCAGCGCUUCCUCCUUCCUUCCACAUUAUUGCGACUACGAAAAACGCCCCGUUUGCAGGUAUUGCGCACGAAACUAAGCCAGUAUAUGGAAUUCAAUUCCACCCAGAGGUUACUCAUACACCCCGAGGAAUCAAGUUGCUGGAAAACUUUGCGGUUGGAAUAUGCAAGGCAAAGCAAGACUGGACCAUGGACAAGUUUGUGGACAAGGAACUUGCUAGGAUUCGAGCGUUGGUGGGAGAGAAAGGACAAGUCUUGGGAGCUGUUAGUGGAGGUGUUGAUUCCACAGUCGCGGCCAAACUUAUGCACGAGGCCAUUGGAGACCGGUUCCAUGCUGUCCUCGUCGACAACGGCUGCAUGCGCCUCAACGAGUGCGAGCAAGUCAAGAAGACCUUGACUGAACACUUGGGUAUCAACCUUACCGUGGUCGACGCUUCAGACCUCUUCCUGGACGGUCUCAAAGGCAUUACGGACAACCCUGAAGCCAAACGCAAAUUCAUCGGAGGCACCUUCAUCGAUGUAUUUGAAGCCGAGGCACUUAAGAUUGAAAAAGCAGCCGCAGACUCGCCUAAAGCCGGAAAGAUCGAGUUCUUCUUGCAAGGAACUCUCUACCCAGAUGUAAUUGAAAGCAUCUCCUUCAAAGGUCCGUCGCAAACCAUCAAGACCCACCACAACGUCGGAGGUCUUCCGGAACGAAUGAUGAACGGCCAAGGUCUCAAACUCAUCGAGCCCCUUCGCGAACUCUUCAAAGACGAAGUUCGUGAAAUGGGCCGCAAGCUCGGUAUCCCCCACGAUUUGAUAAUGCGCCACCCAUUCCCCGGCCCCGGCAUCGCCAUCCGCGUCCUAGGAGAAGUAACACGGGAACAAGUCGCCAUCGCCAGAAAGGCAGAUUACAUCUUCAUCGAAGAGAUCAAAGCCGCAGGCCUGUACGAUCAAAUCAGCCAGGCAUUCGCCGCCUUGUUGCCGGUGAAGGCAGUGGGUGUCAUGGGUGAUAAGCGUGUGCAUCAGCAGGUGAUUUCGUUACGGGCCGUCCAAACCACCGAUUUCAUGACGGCGAAUAUCUUCAGAUUCGACUGGGAUUUCCUCGAGCGCGUUUCCACGCGCAUCGUGAACGAGGUUGAUGGCAUCUGUCGCGUUGAGUAUGACUUGACCAGCAAACCCCCCGGUACCAUUGAAAUGGAGUAA
Molecule: messenger RNA, 1632 nt
Organism: Lachnellula hyalina
Lineage: Eukaryota; Fungi; Ascomycota; Leotiomycetes; Helotiales; Lachnaceae
Gene: gua1
Product: GMP synthase [glutamine-hydrolyzing]
Exons: 3
Coding region: 1-1632 (543 amino acids)
Biological process (GO): GMP biosynthetic process
Cellular component (GO): cytosol
Molecular function (GO): GMP synthase activity; ATP binding; GMP synthase (glutamine-hydrolyzing) activity
Source: RefSeq, a predicted model, not a curated record